AUGAAGGUACGCUGUUUGUUUCUUUGUUUGUGUGUUUGGUUGAAUUUGCGUGCUGGUUUCCGCCUAUUGCUUCGGCUUCCCUUGAUAUAUAUAAACAUAAAUAUUUUAUUGAUAUAUAAAUAUUUUAUUGUUAGCAGUCACCGUUUUUCUUUCCUUUCCUCUUCUCCUUUCUUUCCGAGCUCUCGCCGCUUUCAAAAAAGUAGCCUUUAA
Leptomonas pyrrhocoris is the source of this 210-nucleotide messenger RNA. RefSeq lists its product as hypothetical. NCBI's taxonomy places the organism in Eukaryota, Euglenozoa, Kinetoplastea, Trypanosomatida, Trypanosomatidae. The transcript has a single exon. Bases 1 to 210 code for a protein of 69 amino acids. The record is from RefSeq and is a predicted model, not a curated record.